Penaeus indicus is the source of this 528-nucleotide messenger RNA. Its product is annotated as integumentary mucin C.1-like. The coding region runs from base 88 to 315 and encodes 75 amino acids. The record is from RefSeq and is a predicted model, not a curated record. Lineage: Eukaryota; Metazoa; Arthropoda; Malacostraca; Decapoda; Penaeidae. The transcript is spliced from 2 exons.
UCCUCGUAGCGUGUGUGGCCGCAGUGGCUUUGGCCGAUAAGGCUCCUGUGUACCAUCAGCCACCUGUUUACGCAGCACCCACGUACCAUGCUCCAGAACCUGCGUACCGCCCCUCACCUUACAAACAGCCUGAGUAUCCUACUGUCCCACCGAAGUACAACUACAACUACGGUGUCGCCGACGGAUACUCCGGCGCCAACUUCGCCGCCUCGGAGUCCCGCGAAGGCUACAAGACCGAGGGCGGCUACACAGUCGACCUCCCCGACGGCCGCAAGCAGAUCGUCAAGUACGUGGACAACGGCGACGGUUAUGUAGCUGAGGUCACCUACGAGGGCGAGGCUCAGUACCCCGAGUACAAGCCUACUUACAAGCCUACCUACAAGCCCACCUACAAGCCCGCUCCCUACCAUGCUGCCCCUAAGUACUAAGCACUAAGGGUGUACUUUCUCGUAUAAGACAACUUUCUCUCCAUCUCAUUCCAUCCAUUAAACGUGCCAAAGCAUAACGAAAGAGUUGUGGUUGACAUUA